AUGUCUACAAAAGCGAAUGCAAUCACUGGAUAUACUUAUGAUGAUUUGAUGCUUAAACAUGAAUGUCCAUGGGCAAAAGAUCAUCAUGAAAGUCCUCGUCGUUUAUCAUCAAUUCUUGAUCGUUGUCGUGAAUUAAAUUUAUUUGAUCGUUGUCUUUUUGUUAAGUCUACUCCAGCAAAUGAUAAUGAUAUUUUAUUAUAUCAUAAUGAAAGUUUAUUGAAAAAAUUAUCGAAAGCACCCGUUCAAAAUAUUGAACAAUUAAAACAAGUCUGUCAAGAAUAUGAAGAUGUUUACAUGAAUGAAUAUACAUUUGAUGCAGCUAAAUUAGCUGUUGGUGGUUCACUUAAUCUUCUAGAUAGUAUAAUGACCAAUCAGUGUCGAAAUGGUUUUGCUCUUGUACGUCCACCAGGUCAUCAUGCAUCGAAGAAUGAAAUAAAUGGCUUUUGUUUAUUCAAUAAUGUAGUUAUAACAGCAAAAGCUGCUAUCGAAAAAUAUAAUGCGCAAAGAGUUUUAAUUCUCGAUUGGGAUGUACAUCAUGGUCAAGGUACACAAUAUGCUUUUUAUGAUACUAAUAAAGUUUUAUAUAUCUCAACUCAUCGAUAUGAGCAUGGUGCAUAUUGGCCACAACUAGCAGAAUCAGAUUUUGAUCAUAUUGGAGAAGGUGAUGGACGAGGUUUUAAUGUGAAUAUACCAUUAAAUAAAACUGGAUUAAAAAAUGCUGAUUAUAUGUAUAUAUUUUUUAAUAUUAUUUUACCAAUUGCUUAUGAGUAUGAUCCUGAUUUGGUACUUGUCUCAGCUGGAUAUGAUGUAGCUUUGGGUUGUCCAGAGGGCGAAAUGAAAGUUACACCUGAUACAUUUGCACAUUUAACACAUUAUUUAAAAGGUUUAGCUAAUGGAAAAGUGAUGGUACUUCUUGAAGGUGGUUAUUGUAUUGAUACCUUAGCUGAAAGCGCUGCAUGGACACUACGAUCAUUGCUUGGUGAUCCAUGUUCACCUUUACAAGCAUGUGCAAACCCUGAUUUAACAGUGAAAAAAACUGUUGCUUGCUGUAAAAAUGUAUUGAAAGAUUAUUGGCAAUCAUUACGUAUUGAUUUAACUGAAAAAAGUCAAGUUUGGAUAGAAGAAGCAUUACAUAAACGAUCAUUAAAUGAAUUGGCGACUAAUGAAAAUCGACCAAAGCAAUAUGAUUUAACUCCUACACUCAUUAUUGAUCGAACAGGGGAACAAUCAAAAAAACUUCAGCAAAAUAUCAAACGUGCAAUUGAAUUAGCACCACAUCACAAGCCACUAGAAAGGGGACCAACACUUCUUGUUUAUGAUGAACUUAUGAGAAAAUUUAGUGUUGGUAAUCAUUGUGAGCGACCUGGACGAAUUGUAGCAAUAUGGAAAGGUCUAAAAAGUCGUGGUCUUGAUCAACGUUGUACAAUGAUUCCAAGUCGUCAUGCAACUAAAGAUGAAAUUCUUCUCGUUCAUACUAAUAGAUUCUAUGACGAUUUAGAAACGACAAAAACGCAGACUAAAAAAGAAUUACAGAAGCGAGAAGGUGUAAGCCGUUCUGUCGACUAUACAAAUGAAGUAUUUGAUAAUGCUCUUCUAGCGGCCGGUUCUUGUUUAAAUAUGGUUGAUGCAAUAAUGACCGAUAAAGGACGAAAUGGUUUUGCUAUUAUCCGUCCACCUGGUCAUCAUGCGCAUUCCGGUAUGGAUUACGGUUUUUGUUAUUUCAAUAAUGUUGCUAUUUGUGCAAGAUAUUUACAGAAGAAUUAUAAUCUUCAACGAAUUUUAAUCGUUGAUUUUGAUUAUCAUAUGGGUGAUGGAGUCAAGGAUGUUUUCUAUGAAGACCCAGGUGUACUCUAUAUAUCAUUACAUUGUAAUGAUGCCUUUCCACCAAAUGAAGGUCAUCCGAAGGAUAGUGGAAAAGACAAAGGACUUGGAUUUAAUGUCAAUAUAGGAUGGUUAAAUUUUGAUCCACCAGCUGUUGAUGCAGAUUAUAUAAAUGCUUUUCAUCAUGUAGUUUUACCAAUGGCUUAUGAAUUUAAUCCAGAAUUUGUAUUGGUUUGUGCUGGUUUUGAUGCAGCAGAAGGAGAUCGAAUUGGUUGGGGAAAAUUAACAGCUUGUGCUUAUUCCCAAAUGACUCAUAUGUUACUUCCAUUAGCUAAUGGUCGAGUUUUGGAAGUCCUUGAAGGAGGUUAUUGUUUGCAUCAAUUAAAUAUUUGUGGUUCAGCUUGUGUAGCUACACUUCUUGGUGAUGUACCUGUUCGUUGUUCUGAAGAUUCUGCUAAAUAUCCUCAAGAUGAUGUAUCUGUUCGAACUAUUCAAAUGAUUAAGGAUAUUCAUCGACCAUAUUGGUCAUCAUUAUUUACAAUUCCUGAUGAAGAUGAUAAUGAAAUUGAUAAAUUAGCAGAGAAUCUUCAAAAAACGGCUUCAAUUAAAAAUUAA
Molecule: messenger RNA, 2436 nt
Organism: Adineta steineri
Lineage: Eukaryota; Metazoa; Rotifera; Eurotatoria; Adinetida; Adinetidae
Source: the annotation of a GenBank genome assembly